Dovyalis caffra is the source of this 2367-nucleotide messenger RNA. Lineage: Eukaryota; Viridiplantae; Streptophyta; Magnoliopsida; Malpighiales; Salicaceae. The record is from the annotation of a GenBank genome assembly.
AUGAUGAGGUGGCGGCCAUGGCCACCUUUGGUUUCGAAGAAGUACGAGGUGAGGCUUGUUGUUCGAAGGAUGGAGGGUUGGGAUCUAGGGCGGGAAGCUGUAGCUUCUGCACCCGUGACAUCGUCAGGAGGUGAUUUGAAGGACAAGUCGGAGAAAUUGACGGUGGAGAUUAGGUGGAAAGGUCCCAAAUUGGCCUUGAGUUCGUUGAGGAGGACAGUGGUGAAGAGAAAUUUUACGAAAGAAGUGGAGGUUUUUGGUGGUGAAGGGGAAGGUGAAAACGGUGGCGUUAUGGUGGAGUGGGAUGAGGAGUUUGAGAGUUUGUGUACGUUGUCUGCUUAUAAAGAAAAUGUGUUUCAUCCUUGGGAAAUCUCUUUCACUGUCUUCAAUGGUGUGAACCAAGGGCCAAAGAACAAGGUUCCUGCUGUUGGAACAGCAACAAUGAACCUUGCUGAAUUUGCUUCUGCAGCUGAACAGAAAGAGUUUGAGUUAAGACUUCCUCUUAUGGUUUCUGCUGGUGGUUCGGACCCUCACCCUUUGCUCUGUGUAGCACUCAGCUUAUUGGAGUUGAGAACUGCUCCUGAGACGUCUGAGCCAGUUCAGAGAGCUAUAGUACCCAUUCCAUCACCACCUCAAUCUGGAGAAGCUGUCUCAACUGAAAAGGAUGAGCUUUCUGCAAUUAAAGCUGGUCUCAGAAAGGUAAAGAUUUUUACAGGAUAUGUAUCUACCAGGAGAGCAAAAAAGGCCUGUCGUGAGGAAGAUGGCAGUGAAGGCAGGUUCUCUGCAAGGAGUGAGGAUGGUGAGGAUAACUAUCCAUUUGACUCUGAGUCACUAGAUGAUUUGGAGGAAGGAGAAUCGGAUGAGGUCAAGGAGGAUUCUACUGUGAGGAAGUCAUUCAGUUAUGGCAUGCUGGCUUUUGCAAACUAUGCUGGAGGAUCCUCUGUCUCUAGCACAAGGAUAAAUGCGGAAGAUGAAGAUUGGGUUUACUACAGCAAUCGCAAGUCAGAUGUGGGUUGCUCACAUAGUGAUGAUUAUACUCCAUUGGUCUCUGCGCCAUCUAUCUUGCAAAGUUCUAAACGCAGCAUAUUACCUUGGAGGAAGAGGAAGUUGAGCUUUAGGUCUCCUAAAGCUAAAGGAGAGCCAUUGUUGAAGAAGGCAUAUGGAGAAGAAGGUGGGGAUGAUAUUGAUUUUGAUCGCCGACAGCUUAGCUCUGAUGAAUCUCUUGCUCUUGGGUGGCAUAAGCAAGAUGAGGAUACAUCUGCAAAUCGAUCAUCAGUAUCUGAAUUUGGUGACGACAAUUUUGCCAUAGGCAGUUGGGAGAAAAAAGAAGUGAUAAGUCGUGAUGGACAGAUGAAGCUUCAAACUGAGGUUUUCUUUGCUUCCAUUGAUCAGCGAAGUGAGCGGGCUGCAGGUGAGAGUGCCUGCACAGCCCUUGUUGCUGUUAUUGCUGAUUGGUUUCAGAAUAACCGGGGUCUCAUGCCCAUUAAGUCCCAAUUUGAUAGUCUCAUCAGAGAAGGGUCUUUGGAAUGGAGAAACCUCUGUGAGAACGAAACCUACAAGGAGCGGUUCCCUGACAAACACUUUGACCUUGAAACAGUUCUCCAAGCCAAAAUACGUUCCCUUUCUGUCGUCCCUGGCAAGUCCUUUAUCGGGUUUUUCCAUCCAGAGGGGAUGGAUGAGGGAAGAUUUGAUUUUUUGCAUGGUGCCAUGUCCUUUGAUAACAUUUGGGAUGAGAUAAGCCGCACUGGAUUGGAAUGUCCAGGCGAUGGUGAACCUCAGAUUUACAUUGUAAGUUGGAACGACCAUUUUUUCAUCCUAAAGGUUGAACCAGAAGCUUACUACAUUAUUGACACAUUAGGAGAGAGGCUCUAUGAGGGAUGCAAUCAGGCCUACGUUUUGAAAUUUGACAGCAACACUAUUAUUCAUAAGUUGCCAAAUGCUGCAGAAUCAUCUGAUGAGAAAACAAUGGGUGAUCAGCAGAAUGUGCCAGCUGCUGUGGAAUCCAAGGAUCAGCAGCAGGUGAGCCUGAAAGAGGAGGAGGCUUCUAUAUCAUGGGCAGUAGUAACCAAGCCUGAAGAACUAACUAAAAGAGAGGAUCCAUUAAAGAGUGAGGAAGAAGGGGAGGUUGUGUGCCAAGGAAAGGAUUCUUGCAAGGAGUACAUAAAGAGCUUCUUGGCUGCAAUUCCAAUCAGGGAACUGCAGGCUGACAUCAAGAAAGGUUUGAUGGCAUCAAAACCUCUUCAUCAUCGGUUGCAGAUUGAGUUCCACUACACCCAGUACUUGCAACCAUUAACUGAAACUCACGCGGCAAAUAUGUUGAUAGCACUACCACAAUCAGUCAAUGCUUCCAUAUCAGAGGAUGCUGUUUAG